ACAGACCUUAACAAGAUAUUUUAUUGAUUUAACUAAUUUAGUUUAACAAUGACUCUUUUAAUAAAUGUAAUUCUUUAUUUAAUGGUGAUGAAUUGUUUUGCACAAUGGAUUGAAAGAGGAGGAGACAACAAAUUAGAUGCUUCAAACAGUAGACAGAACAGCAACGAUAAACGUGGCACUAGCAGAAAGGAAUCAAAUUAUGACAGCAAGAGGGAAGAAACAAAUGAAAAUAAUGAGUCUAACAUAGUCGAGCAUUCAAACCAAGAAGACAAUAUAAAUACAUACACCAAGGAAUCAAGAAAAGAAGAACAUGGGUCUAGCAGAAAAGGAUCAAAAUAUAAAAAGAAGAAGGAAGAGGUAGAUGAAUCAAACUUAGUAAUGGUUUCAAACGAAGAAGAUAUCUCAAGUAAUACAGGAUCUCAUGAUUCAAACUUGGAGCAGAGGGAAAAGCAAGAAGAAGAGAGUUCAUACGCUAAAGAAUUAAGGAACGAAGAACUAGGUUCCAGCAAUAAGGAAUCAAAAUAUGAAAAAAAGAAGGAAGAGGCAAAUGAAAUAGAUCAAUCAAACUUAGUAAUGGUUUCAAAUGAAGAAUAUGUUUCAAGUAAUAAAGGAAACCAGGAUUCAAAUUGGGGUGAGAGGGAAGGUCAAGGAGAAAAUGAGGAUUCAUACAAUAAAGAAUCAAACACACAAGAUUCAUAUUCCACAGAUUCAAGCUCUAAAAAUUCAAACUCUAGAAAAUCUACCUCUGAAGAUUCAAAUAACACCAAUGAUAUAACAAUAACCAAAGAAGUUACGAAAAAAGAUAACUCAAAGGAUACAAUGGAUUGCAAAGAACAUAAGGAAUGUAUGACAGAUAGAGCAUAUUGCCAUCCCCGAACAAAAAUGUGCCUCUGCAAAAAUGGAGCUGCAACAUAUCCAACGUGUGACAAGAAGGGCAAAUCAGAUAAAUGUCAACCUAAGUGCCCACCAAAUCAAAUGUGUACAAGAAAUGGGGAAUGUUCUUGUGAGCUGGGUGGGUUUCCUCCUGAUUGCAAUACAAUGAAAUGUGGACCUUUUGAAUCAGAAAUGAACAAAAAAUGUGUAUGCAUGUAUGGAUCAGAAAAAAAUGGGUCAUGCAACAAAUGUCGAAAAGAAUGUAGCAAAUCUGAAGUAUGCAAAAAGCAAGGGAAUAAGGGAUACAAAUGUGUUUGCGAAAGCUCGAGCAAAGCUCCUUGUGAUGUGAAACCUGGCUCAAAGCCUGAUUCACCACCAAAAUUAAAGCCUGAAUGGGAGAGAUGGUCUCAAUGGACUCCAUGCUCUUCUACUUGUGGUAACGGAAGACGGACUAGAAGAAGAACUUGUGAGUCUCGGGGAGAGUGUAGGGGAAAAGCUACUGAUAGAAGGAGUUGCAAUGAGAGACCCUGUCAAACUUAUUGUGAAUGGUGUGAAUGGGGUCAGUGGGCACCUAAUCCUGAAAAUACAUGUUCAAAUGAGAGGACAAGGACACCUGGUUGUCCGGCAGCUACAGGAGGAGGAAGUAACUGUGAAGGUGAAGAUAGCCAGCAGCAGUUAAUACCUACUAAUGAUUUAGGCCCAGUAAUGUCACAGGACUUCCAUCGUGGGACAGACUGGCCCAGAAAUGUGUUUGACGUAGAAUGCCCAGGUGGUUGCAUAGAAGUAAUCAAGGCAGUUUUUGAUUGUGAUCCAAGGGAAGCUAACCCUGAUGAAUUAGCAAGAGUUAAAGGACUAUGUGAUGGAAGGUCAAGAUGUCAGUUUGUUCCGGGUCCAGUGCUGUUUGGUCGAGAGAUCAAUUGUCCUGGUAAAUUUCCUGCAUCCUGGUUUAGUUGGAGAUGCAAUGGCAAUGGAAAUCAAAUGAAUGUUAAUAACAAUUUUGCUGAUAUGCCACCUAUGAUGAUGGGAGGACCUGGCGCUGAUUAAGCAGCACCUGCUGCACAAGCAGGGAGAUGAGGAUUGGUACUCCAACAUCCAUGAUUUUUUUUUAAUUUUUAUUUAUGGUUUAAUAAAUUACUAUUUUCAUACCAUUAUUGAAA
This is a messenger RNA of Eurytemora carolleeae, 2030 nucleotides long. Its product is annotated as SCO-spondin. NCBI's taxonomy places the organism in Eukaryota, Metazoa, Arthropoda, Copepoda, Calanoida, Temoridae. The transcript is spliced from 5 exons. The coding region runs from base 49 to 1917 and encodes 622 amino acids. The record is from RefSeq and is a predicted model, not a curated record.